AUGCGCGCGCUGGCGCCGCUGCUCGCGCUCCUCGCCGCCGCCGCCGCGCUCCCCGCGCCCGCCGCCGCCCGGGGCCCCGCGCCCGCCCUGCUCGUGCUGCGGGCCGCGUGCCGCGCCGCGGACCCCACCCUGUUCUCCGAGAGGCGGCUGCAGCGCUACGCGAACACCACCCUCAAGGAAGCGGCGCUUCGACGACGCCCGUUUCGCAUCCUCAGCUAUAAAAAGACUUGCGGCGAGGAUUGGAAAUCGGAAGUGACGCGCAGCGCUCUGCUGACGAUCGGCGGCGGCGGGGCGGUGUCGUUCGCGGGGUGGGCGGGCUCGGGCGUGUGCGAGGCGGUGUCGGCGGCGGGGCGCGUGCUGCGGCGGGCGGCGGCGGGCGCGUGCGGGGCGCCGGCCGCGCGCGCCGCCGCGGUGGCGCGGCUGGCGGGCCGGCUGCGCUGGCGCCGCGCGCUGCUCUCGUCCCGGGUCGCGCGUGCCGAGUGUUCCGCGUCGCUGCGUGAAGUCGAGCGCGCUCUCAUAGCCGCGGGACUGGCAGUUCGCUACGCGCUACUCUCGACCGACGAGCUCGCUCGCCGACCGCAUGUUGUGAUCAUAUGUGCCUCUCUUCGAUCGGAUCCGGCCAUAGAUGUAGGCGCGUUGGAGGACGCAGUGGACGCGACGCCGGUGGUGCUGAUCGUGCACGUGGACGAGUACGAGACGCCCGGCGCUCCGUCCGCGGCCGCCGAGACGAUCGACGAUACCGAUGACGCUUUUAAAAUGAGCAAUAUCACUUUAGAUGUAGGAAGUUCGCCUUAUAAACGAAAGAGAGAAAAUACCCCGCCCUUUUUAGCUACCGAAAAUGCAAAUGUAUCCGUAGUUCAUCCAGAAUCAUAUAAUAAAACUUUCUUGUCGCCGCCGCCGAAUUCACGUGUAAACAACGUCGCCUCUCCCUAUCACGGUAACAAAACUCGUUACGCAUCCGAAACGACGGGGCCGACCUCUACUACUAUUUUCGAGGAAUAUGGCGAAGUAAACACGAUAAAAACAAGCAUAAUAGGAAAAUCGCUGCAAAAUAAUAUUCCCCGAAUAUAUACCUCGGGAGGCACAAAACAAGUGUCCACAAAUAACAAGUCCAAGGACGAUUUGCAACUUAGUUAUAUUCAAGGGCGCCGUACAGUGCGAGCCACCGGCAUCGAUCUGUCCAUGACUCAGGGACAUACAAAUUUCAAUGAUCUCGUCUCACGAGUCGCACAUCAUAUCCGACGUCGUAUGUUAUUUCUUACUGAUAAGCGACUUGAAACUGAACAAACACCAGUGAUUGACGAUGCCAUAUAUGAGGAAAUACUGGAAGCGCUUCAACAGGACACAGAGGCGGAGCGGACGCGCACUGAAAGUGGCCGUAUGACAUUUUUCUUAUACGAUAGUACUUUUAACGAUCUAAUGAAAUCUAGCUGGCGAUCUGUAGCUGUGCUCGCCACUGUAUCUACUAGAUCCUUAGACAAAUCGGAAGAAUGGCAGACUGUCGUCGAUAUAAUCAACGCAACUCGCAGUUUUGACAUUUGGAGUGAGGAGUACGCCGGUGAUCACGACGACGUAUCACUGGGCGUGACUGUGCCGAUAUUAAUAGUAUGUAUUGUGUCAGCGUUGGUACUUGCUGUUGCACUGAUUUUGAUAGCACGAUGGAUGGCCGUACAUCGACGCCGCAUACGACGACGCGCCGACGCUAUACUGGCGCCCAGUGAUUUUAUAUUUCCAGCGGAUGAGAGACGUCGUGUGGGAGAAGGGAUGGAAACGAUGCUGUCGUGUUGGUUGCAACAGUUGCAUGAAUUCGGAGGACCUGAACUGGAACGACCAGACUUACUGAAGCAGCCUCCUCGAGUCGCUCCUCACGAGCCUUCCGCGCCAUCAUCUACUUGCAGUAUAAAUCGCGUCGCUGCCGAUCGCCGCACUAGAUACAAAGGCGAUGCAGUACAUAUGAAGUAUCUACCAGUGGUCGCCCUCGAGCUGCGACGUAAGGCUACUGACGUAGUCCUGGUGAUGCAAAGUUUACGUCACGAGAAUCUGAACCCUUUUAUAGGAUGCUUGUGCGAGGUGCGGCCCGCGCUGGUGUUCGACCAGUGCGGCCGCGGCUCGCUGGAGGACGUGCUGAUGGCGGACGACAUCAAGCUGGACUGGACGUUCCGCCUGUCGCUGCUCACGGACCUGGUGAAGGGCAUGCGCUACCUGCACGCGUCGCCGCUGCGCGUGCACGGCCGCCUCACCUCGCGGAACUGCGUCGUCGACUCGCGCUGGGUGCUCCGCCUCACCGACUACGGCCUGCCCGGCCUCUACCGCGCCCAAGCACUGCCACAGCCGCAACGCUCCGCUCGCGAGUUGUUGUGGACUGCGCCGGAGGUGCUUCGCGAAGGCCGGGGAGCCGGCCGCGGCUCGCAGCCCGGCGACGUGUUCUCCUUCGCUAUCAUAAUGCAGGAAGUGAUAGUGCGCGGCGAGCCCUACUGCAUGCUAGCCCUCACGCCCGAAGAAAUCGUGGAGAAGUUGAUGCGUCCGCCGCCGCUGAUCCGGCCGUCGGUGUCGAUGGGCGCGGCGCCGCCCGAGGCCGUCAGCGUGAUGCGCCAGUGUUGGAGCGAGGCGCCCGACCUGCGGCCGGACUUCCAUCGGCUACACGACAUAUUUCGACACUUACAUCGCGGCAGGAAAAUAAAUAUUGUGGACUCCAUGUUUGAAAUGCUGGAAAAAUACAGCAACAACUUAGAGGAACUGAUACGUGAGAGAACUGAACAACUGGACAUGGAGAAGAAGAAAACUGAACAACUUCUCAACAGAAUGCUGCCCAGGUCCGUGGCGGAGCGCUUGAUGCUCGGCUCGCGGGUGGAGCCCGAGGAGUUCGAGGAGGUGUCGAUAUACUUCAGCGACAUCGUGGGGUUCACGGCGCUGGCGGCGCGCUCGACGCCGGUGCAGGUGGUGGACCUGCUGAACGACCUGUACACGACGUUCGACGCCGCCAUCGAGCAGUACCGCGUGUACAAGGUGGAGACCAUCGGCGACGCGUACAUGGUGGUGGGCGGGCUGCCGGCGCGCGCGCGCGACCACGCCGAGAGCGUGGCCACCAUGGCGCUGCACCUGCUGCACCUCGCCGGCCGCUUCCGGCUGCGGCACCUGCCCGCCACGCCGCUGCACCUGCGCAUCGGCCUGCACUCGGGGCCCUGCUGCGCCGGCGUCGUCGGCCUCACCAUGCCGCGCUACUGCCUCUUCGGGGACACCGUCAACACCGCCUCGCGCAUGGAGUCCACAGGUGCGGCUUGGCGCAUUCAAGUGUCUGCGACGACCGCGGAACGACUCACCGCAGCCGGCGGCUAUCGCCUGCGGUCCCGAGGUCUCGUUCAAAUUAAAGGCAAGGGUGCCAUGCACACGUAUUGGUUACUCGGAAAGGAGGGAUUCGACAAGCCGCUGCCGACGCCACCGCCCCUAGAGUCUGAAGAAGUCUUAUUCGAAACCGACGGUGAAAACGAGAGCGAGUCGUCUUCGGGUCCGUCGAUGACGCCCGGCAAAUGUUCCCAGAUCAUCGAAAGACAGCGGUCCGAUCCCACGGCUACGCUCGAUAAGUACGCGUGGCAGAGAUCGGGAGCGAUGUCGGCCGACAGCAGCCCCCCCCGCGCGCCGCGCGCCUCCUCCGCCGUCUGCGUCGGCACCGACCACAGCGCACCCUACGCGCGAUACAGGUGCCUGGCGAGCGGGUCGCGCGUGCUGCGGCGGCAGUGGUCGCUGGAGCGCGGCGAGGCGCUGGCGGCGGCGGCGGGCGCGCGCGCGGCCGCCGCCCACGAGCCGCUGGCGCUGCUGCCGCCCGCCACCCCGCGCGCCGCGCCCGCGCGGUACCGCACGCGCCCGCCCGCCUCCGACGACGCCGCCUCGCCGCGCGCCCGCGCCCGCCCCCGCCCCCGCCCGCCCUGA
Achroia grisella is the source of this 3927-nucleotide messenger RNA. RefSeq lists its product as uncharacterized. NCBI's taxonomy places the organism in Eukaryota, Metazoa, Arthropoda, Insecta, Lepidoptera, Pyralidae. The transcript has 13 exons. Bases 1 to 3927 code for a protein of 1308 amino acids. Gene Ontology annotation, molecular function: ATP binding; peptide receptor activity; guanylate cyclase activity. Gene Ontology annotation, biological process: intracellular signal transduction; receptor guanylyl cyclase signaling pathway; cGMP biosynthetic process. The record is from RefSeq and is a predicted model, not a curated record.